UUGACAUUAGAACUUGAGCACCUGUUGGAUUGCGCCAUUUCUUGAUUUCCUCCUUCAAACACAACGGUCGUGCCGUCGGUGUCCUGAAAAUGUCUUCGGAGAAACUUGUCAUGGACCAAGGUUUUGCCCCUGCCCUGGCUGGUCUGGGCCUGACCCGGCCGUACAAGAGGCAGGGAGGGCGGCGGACGGGCCUGGUGCUCCUGGCGGGAGGCUGUCUGGGCGGGGUGCUGGUAUGCGCCGUCCUCAUGCCGCUGGUCUACGUCACCAUUUCUGACAUGCAGCUGGAGAUGAGCGAACUGAAGAACCUGAUGCAGACCUCUCGCACUGCAACAACAGCCUCACCUGGUACAGAGGACCGAGAGAAUGGCACUGCUGCGGGCGGGGCGCACAGGGAGCGGAGACAGGUCGACCUGACGCCGGAAUUCGGAGACGUGUACGUGCGGUGGGGGAGGGAGCAAUGUGGUGAAAACGCCGAGACCAUCUACGCCGGUGUUGUGGGGGGUGGGCAUUACAGCCACCACGGAGGAGGAAAUGACCACCAAUGCCUACCCAUGGAAGAUGUGGAGUGGAACAAACCUACAGGUGGUCAUCAGCACAACAGCUACAUGUACGGGACAGAGUACGAGGUCAAUAGUGAUGGCUACUUCACCACAGACAACAUGAACUCCAUCACCAACCCCUAUAACUACAACGUCCCCUGCUCGGUGUGUCACGUGGCCGGUCGGUCCUCACACGUCAUGAUCCCCGCCCGCCUGUCCUGUCCCCAGGGGUGGAGUAUGGAGUACAGCGGGUACCUGAUGUCAUCUUAUUACAGCCACCAGAGCAACAAGAACUUCAUCUGUGUGGACGGAGCUCCCAAUCUCGUGCCAGGAUCAUCUACUGACCAAAAUGAAGGCCGGCUGUACCUGGUGGAGGUGGUGUGUGGCUCUCUUCCCUGUGGGCCCUACAUCAGUGGCUAUGAGCUGACCUGUGUGGUCUGCACCAAGUGAAUCCGUAUUCAACUGGCGGCAUGAUCCGCACAUUUGGAGUCAUUAUUGUCUUGCGUUUUAAGAGCGUGUUUGUGUGUUUUGUUUCGUUUGUGCGUAUUUGAGUAAUACAUGGCUUCGCUAAAGAUGGGAGGGCUAAUUAGUAAAGAUAUCAGUCCUCACACACUGACAGGUUAGUCUCUACCAAACUGGCUGAGUAGGAGACUU
This is a messenger RNA of Branchiostoma floridae (Florida lancelet), 1193 nucleotides long. RefSeq lists its product as uncharacterized. The coding region runs from base 90 to 989 and encodes 299 amino acids. The transcript is spliced from 4 exons. The record is from RefSeq and is a predicted model, not a curated record. Lineage: Eukaryota; Metazoa; Chordata; Leptocardii; Amphioxiformes; Branchiostomatidae.